ACUUGAAGAGGAGGGGAGAGGGAGAAGGGAAGGAGGGGGCCGCCGGAGCAGCGGUGGGUGCAGCGGCCGCGGCUGGAACAGCGGCGGGAACAGCGGCGGCAGCCUCCGCAGCAGCGGCGGUGGCGGCGGCUCCCGUGGGUGAAGGCAGCGGGGUGGUGGUGGUGGUUGUUUUUUUCGGGUUGCGUUGCGGCUGGGCACGGGUGUCAGCGCCCGCCCCGUGCCUGGCUCGCCCGGGCUGCCCCCAGCCUGACACCUCUCCCCUGCCGCCUUAGCCUCCCGGUUGUUUUGGUGCUGCUUUGCAAAGCCUGGCCAGGUUCAUGCUUUGGAGGCAGUCCCAGCCCCAGAGCAGCCUCAGCAGCUGCAGCCGCCGCUCGGUGCGCUGGGCGGGCUGCGCAGCCCUUGCUGAUGCUGUCGGAGGGAAGCUGAUCGGGAGUCGGUCGGCUGGGACCUGCGGACUUAGGCGGCUGGGGAGGAAGGAGAAGCCACUUGCAGCGCCCCGAGCCCCGGCGAGCCGGAGAAGGGAGGCGGCGCGAUGCGGCUGGGUAGGCUGCUGAAGUUCGCCCUGGGAUUUACAGUGCUUUUAUCUUCCUAUACGAGCGAAGGUGCUGAAGGGAAUUUGGAGGCUGAUAGCGUGAAGGAAACCAGAGCCAGCAGAGCCAAGAGGAGAGGACAAGGAGGAGGCGGAGGAGGGCACGAUGCGCUCAAAGGACCCAAUGUGUGUGGAUCACGUUACAAUGCCUACUGUUGCCCUGGAUGGAAAACGCUACCUGGUGGAAAUCAGUGCAUAGUCCCAAUUUGCAGACAUUCCUGUGGGGAUGGAUUUUGUUCAAGACCAAACAUGUGCACAUGUCCAAAUGGCCAGAUAGCACCUUCCUGUGGUUCAAAGUCAAUACAACACUGCAACAUCAGGUGUAUGAAUGGAGGUAGCUGCAGUGAUGACCAUUGUCUCUGCCAGAAAGGAUAUACAGGAACACAUUGUGGACAGCCUGUCUGUGAAAAUGGGUGCCUUAAUGGAGGGAGAUGUGUGGCUCCAAACCGAUGUGCUUGUACAUAUGGCUUCACUGGACCUCAGUGUGAAAGAGAUUAUAGGACUGGCCCAUGCUUCACACUGGUAACCAAUCAGAUGUGCCAGGGACAGCUCACUGGAAUAGUCUGUACAAAAACCCUUUGCUGUGCAACAGUUGGGAGAGCAUGGGGCCACCCCUGUGAAAUGUGUCCAGCUCAGCCUCAUCCCUGCCGCCGGGGUUUCAUUCCAAAUAUUCGCACAGGAGCCUGUCAAGAUGUGGAUGAAUGCCAAGCCAUCCCUGGGAUCUGUCAAGGGGGAAAUUGUAUUAAUACUGUUGGAUCUUUUGAGUGCAAAUGCCCAGCUGGACACAAGUUUAAUGAAGUGACACAAAAAUGCGAAGAUAUUGAUGAAUGCAGCACUAUUCCUGGAAUCUGUGAUGGAGGAGAGUGUUCUAACACUGUUAGCAGCUACUUUUGCAAAUGUCCACCUGGUUUUUAUACAGCUCCUGAUGGCACAAGAUGUAUAGAUGUACGUCCUGGAUACUGUUUUUCUUCUCUGACCAAUGGCCGUUGUGGCAAUCAGCUACCCCAGGUUUUAACUAAAAUGCAAUGCUGCUGUGACACCGGACGAUGCUGGUCUCCUGGGGCAACAAGUGCCCCUGAAAUGUGCCCCAUCCGAGCUACUGAGGAGUAUCGCAAGUUAUGUGUGGUAGCUGGUCUAACGCCUGGGAGACCUGAUCUUCCUCCAGGCCUUCCUGAUGUUUAUCCUCCUCUGAUUCCUGUGAUACCACAGCGGCCAGACAUUGUUUUUCCACCUCCAUCACGCGGUCCACCUCCACAUGUGGUUUUGCCAGUUAAUUUCACUGACUAUUGCCAGCUAUUCAGACAUCUCUGUCUUAAUGGGCGCUGUAUUCCAACUCCUGGGAGCUACCGCUGUGAGUGCAACAAAGGAUUCCAACUGGAUGUCAGAGGGGAAUGCAUUGAUGUUGAUGAAUGUGAGAAGAAUCCUUGUAUUAGUGGAGACUGUAUAAAUACCCAAGGAUCCUACAUAUGCCAGUGUCGUGCUGGAUAUCAGAGCACACUAACUAGGACAGAGUGUCGAGAUAUUGAUGAAUGUUUACAGAAUGGCCGGAUCUGUAAUAAUGGACGGUGCAUAAACACAGAUGGCAGUUUUCACUGUGUUUGCAAUGCUGGCUUUCAUGUGGCAGUCGAUGGAAAAAACUGUGAAGAUAUGGAUGAAUGUAGCAUAAGGAACAUGUGCCUUAAUGGGAUGUGUAUCAAUGAAGACGGCAGCUUUAAGUGCAUUUGUAAACCUGGUUUCCAGUUAGCAUCUGAUGGACGUUAUUGCAAUGACAUCGAUGAGUGUGAGACAGCUGGAAUAUGCAUGAACGGGCGCUGUGUGAACACUGAUGGCUCUUUCAGAUGUGACUGCUUCCCAGGUCUUGUAGUUGGACUAGAUGGACGUGUGUGCGUUGAUACGCACAUGCGAAGCACAUGCUAUGGUGGAUACAAGAGAGGUCAAUGUGUUAAACCAUUAUUUGGCGCUGUUACUAAAUCGGAAUGUUGUUGUGCCAGCACUGACUAUGCCUUUGGAGAACCUUGUCAGCCAUGUCCUGCUCAAAAUUCAGCUGAGUACCAGGCUCUGUGCAGCAGUGGACCAGGCCUGGAUUUAGAAGGAAGAGAUAUUAACGAAUGUGCACUGAAUCCUGAUAUCUGCCCAAAUGGAAUCUGUGAGAAUCUGCGUGGAACAUAUAAAUGCAUAUGUAAUUCUGGGUAUGAAGUGGAUGCAAGCGGGAAAAACUGCAUUGACAUUGAUGAAUGUGCAUUGAACACGCUGCUGUGUGACAAUGGACAAUGCAGAAAUACCCCUGGAAGCUUCACCUGUACCUGUCCCAAAGGAUUUAUAUACAAGCCUGAUCUAAAAACAUGUGAAGAUAUUAAUGAGUGUGAGUCUAAUCCCUGUGUUAAUGGAAUAUGCAAAAAUACACUUGGCUCUUUUGCUUGUGAAUGUAGCCCUGAAAGUACUUUGGAUACAACAAGAACCAUCUGCAUAGAAACUAUUAAAGGCACUUGUUGGCAGACUAUUGUGAAUGGAAGAUGUGAAAUAAAUAUUAAUGGGGCAACUCUAAAGUCCCAGUGCUGUUCUUCGCUAGGUGCUGCGUGGGGUAGCCCAUGUACACCCUGUGAACGAGACCCAAUCUGUUCAAAAGGAUAUUCAAGAAUAAGGGGAACAUUAUGUGAAGAUGUAAAUGAAUGCGAAGUGUUUCCUGGGGUGUGUCCGAACGGUCAGUGCGUCAAUACCUUGGGUUCCUUUGUUUGCCAGUGUCCUAGUGGAAUGAUUUUAGAUGUCUCUGGACGGACAUGCCUUGACAUUCGCUUGGAGACUUGCUACUUGAAGCAUGAAGAUGAAGAAUGUACAUUACCGAUAGCAGGCCGGCACCGAAUGGAUAGUUGCUGCUGUUCUGUUGGUGCAGCAUGGGGCCCUGAAUGCGAGGAAUGUCCUGUGAAGGCAACUCCUGAAUUUGAAGCUCUUUGUCCAAGAGGACCUGGAUUUGCUAGUAGGGGAGAGAUUAUAAAUGGAAAGCCAUUCUUUAAAGAUAUCAACGAAUGCAAAAUGAUCCCAAGUCUUUGUACCCAUGGAAAAUGCAGAAACACCAUUGGCAGUUUCAAGUGUAAAUGUGACAGCGGAUUUGCACUUGAUUCUGAAGAAAGAAAUUGUACAGAUAUUGAUGAAUGCCGCAUAUCUCCUGAUCUCUGUGGUCAAGGCAUCUGUGUCAAUACCCCAGGGGACUUCGAAUGUAAAUGUUUUGAAGGCUAUGAAAGUGGAUUUAUGAUGAUGAAAAACUGCAUGGACAUUGAUGAGUGUCAGCGAAAUCCUCUUUUGUGCCGAGGUGGCAUUUGCAUAAACACAGAAGGAAGCUUUCAGUGCAACUGUCCUCCAGGUCAUCAACUGGCUCCAAAUAUCUCCGCAUGUAUAGACAUCAAUGAGUGUGACCUAAGCCACAACCUGUGCAGAAAUGGGCAUUGUGUCAACAUGAUUGGAAGGUAUCAGUGUGCCUGCAACCCUGGAUAUCAAUCCACUCCCGACAAAUUAUUUUGUAUUGAUAUUGAUGAAUGCAGCAUAAUGAAUGGAGGUUGUGACACCUUCUGUACAAACUCAGAGGGCAGCUACGAAUGUAGCUGUAAAUCAGGCUUUGCACUAAUGCCAGACCACAGAUCUUGCACUGAUAUUGAUGAGUGUGAAGACAAUCCUAACAUCUGUGAUGGAGGCCAGUGCACUAACAUACCAGGAGAAUACAGGUGUCUUUGUUAUGAUGGAUUCAUGGCCUCUGAGGAUAUGAAGACUUGUAUAGAUGUCAACGAGUGUGACCUGAAUCCAAACAUCUGUCUAAGUGGAAGCUGUGAGAAUACAAAAGGCUCAUUUAUCUGUCAUUGUGAUAUGGGAUAUUCAGGCAAAAAAGGAACCACUGGUUGUACAGAUAUCAAUGAGUGUGAAAUUGGAGCCCAUAACUGUGACAGACAUGCCAUAUGUACGAAUACGGCAGGGAGUUUCAAAUGUGAGUGCAGCUCAGGUUGGAUUGGAGAUGGCAUCAAAUGCACAGAUCUGGAUGAAUGCUCCAAUGGAACACACAUGUGCAGCCCACAUGCCAAUUGCAAGAACACAAUGGGCUCUUACCGUUGCCUUUGCAAGGACGGCUACACUGGGGAUGGCUUCACUUGUACAGACCUUGAUGAAUGCUCAGAAAACCUGAAUCUCUGUGAGAAUGGGCAAUGUCUCAAUGCUCCAGGAGGGUAUCGCUGUGAAUGUGAAAUGGGAUUUCUACCAAGUCCAGAUGAGAAAGCAUGUGAAGAUAUUGAUGAGUGCUCCCUUCCUAACAUCUGUGUCUAUGGGACUUGUCAUAACCUCCCCGGUCUAUUCCGAUGCGAGUGCGAGACAGGCUAUGAACUGGACAGAACCGGUGGUAACUGCACAGAUGUUAACGAAUGCGCAGACCCCACAACCUGUAUCAGUGGCACGUGUGUCAAUACCCCUGGUAGUUACACCUGUGAGUGCCCUCCUGAUUUUGAGCUGAACCCCACCCGUGUUGGCUGCGUUGACACACGUUCUGGCAACUGUUACUUGGAUAUUAGACCGCGAGGAGACAAUGGAGAUAUAGUCUGCAGCAAUGAGAUUGGGGUUGGUGUUUCCAAGGCCUCUUGCUGUUGCUCCCUGGGGAGAGCUUGGGGGAUUCCCUGUGAACAUUGCCCACCUGUGAACUCAACUGAAUAUAAGGUUCUGUGCCCUGGAGGGGAAGGAUUCCGACCAAACCCUAUUACAGUUAUAUUGGAGGAUAUUGAUGAGUGUCAAGAACUACCUGGACUUUGCCAAGGAGGAAAAUGUAUUAAUACAUUUGGUAGUUUCCACUGUCAGUGUCCAAAUGGCUACUAUUUGAAUGAAGACUCUCGAGUAUGUGAUGAUAUUAAUGAAUGUGAAACACCUGGCAUUUGUGGACCUGGCACUUGUUAUAACACUGUUGGGAACUACACCUGUAUCUGUCCUCCCGACUACAUGCAAGUCAAUGGUGGCAACAACUGUAUGGAUAUGAGGAGGAGUCUGUGCUACAGAAAUUAUUAUGCUGACAAUCAAACCUGCGAUGGAGAACUGCUCUUUAAUAUGACCAAGAAGAUGUGCUGCUGUUCCUACAAUAUUGGCCGUGCCUGGAAUAAGCCUUGUGAACAAUGCCCCAUCCCAAGCACCGAUGAAUUUGCAACACUCUGUGGAAGUCAAAGGCCUGGUUUCUUCAUUGACAUUUAUACAGGUUUACCAGUUGAUAUUGAUGAAUGCCGAGAGAUCCCUGGAGUCUGUGAGAAUGGAGUCUGUAUAAACAUGGUUGGCAGCUUCAGAUGCGAGUGUCCAGUGGGAUUCUUUUACAAUGACAAGUUGCUGAUAUGUGAAGAUAUUGAUGAAUGCCAGAAUGGACCAGUGUGUCAACGAAAUGCAGAAUGUGUCAACACGGCUGGCAGCUAUCGCUGUGAGUGUAAAGCCGGCUAUAGGUUCACGUCAACAGGCCAGUGCGCUGAUCGCAACGAAUGCCUAGAAAUUCCCAAUAUCUGUAGCCAUGGCCAGUGUAUUGACACUGUUGGAGGAUUCUACUGCAUAUGUCACUCGGGAUUCAAAACCAAUGCUGACCAAACGAUGUGCAUAGAUAUUAAUGAGUGUGAAAAAGAUCCAUGUGGCAAUGGAACAUGUAGAAAUACCGUCGGCUCUUUCAACUGCCGCUGUGACAAUGGAUUCAUUCUCUCACACAAUAAUGACUGCAUAGAUGUGGACGAAUGUGCAAGUGGAAAUGGGAUGCUCUGCAGGAAUGGCCGCUGCAUAAACACAGUUGGGUCUUUCCAGUGUCUUUGCAACGAUGGCUAUGAGGUGUCCCCCGAGGGCAGGACCUGUGUGGAUAUCAAUGAGUGUGCAGUGGAGCCUGGUAGAUGCUCACCUGGCACGUGCCAGAACCUGGAUGGGACAUAUAGAUGCAUCUGUCCUCCUGGAUACGUUCUGCAAAAUGACAGGUGUGAAGAUAUUGACGAGUGUGUAGAAGAACCAGAAAUCUGUGCCUUGGGUACAUGCAGCAAUACUCCAGGCAGCUUCACAUGCCUAUGUCCUGAAGGGUUUGUACUGUCUUCCACAGGAAGAAGAUGCCAAGAUCUGAGAGUGAGUUAUUGCUUUACCAAAUUUGAAGAUGGCAAAUGCUCAGUUCCCAAAUCCAGAAACCAUUCCAAGCAAGAAUGUUGCUGCGCCUUGCAAGGAGAAGGAUGGGGCGACCCAUGUGAGCUUUGCCCAGAGGAAGGAGAUGAGGCAUUUCGUCAAAUUUGUCCAUUUGGAAUUGGCAUACUUAUUGGACCAGGGGAUGCACGGCUUGAUGUGGAUGAGUGCCUUGACCCAGAUAACUGCAGAUUUGGGCAGUGUAUCAACACGGAUGGAUCCUUCCGCUGCGAAUGUCCUUUUGGUUAUAUCCUUCAGGGAGCUCAAUGUGUAGAUACUGAUGAAUGCUCUGUUGGAAAUCCAUGUGGAAAUGGAACUUGUAGGAAUGUUAUAGGUGGUUUUGAAUGUACCUGUGAUGAGGGAUUUGAGCCAGGACCAAUGAUGACAUGUGAAGAUGUAAAUGAGUGUGCUCAGAAUUCUCUACUGUGUGCCUUCCGAUGUGUGAACACCUACGGAUCAUAUGAAUGCAAGUGUCCAGCUGGCUACGUUCUUAGAGAAGACAGGAGAAUGUGCAGAGAUCAGGAUGAAUGUGAAGAAGGAAUUCAUGAUUGUGACUCAAAACAAAUGGAGUGUAAAAAUUUGAUUGGCACUUACAUGUGCAUAUGUGGACCAGGAUAUCAGCGCAGACAGGAUGGUGAGGGCUGUGUAGAUGAAAAUGAAUGUCAAACCAAACCUGGGAUCUGUGAGAAUGGACGUUGUAUCAACACAAUAGGAAGCUAUAGAUGUGAAUGCAAUGAAGGAUUCACUGCCAGUGACACCCAGAAUGAAUGCCUUGACAACAGAGAGGGCUACUGCUUCACUGAAGUGUUACAAAGUCUGUGUCAGAUUGGAUCAAGCAAUAGGAACUCUGUCACAAAGUCUGAGUGCUGCUGCGAUGGCGGGCGUGGCUGGGGGCCAAACUGUGAGAUCUGCCCCUUCCCAGGCACCGUGGCCUUUAAAAAGCUUUGCCCCCAUGGCCGAGGAUACAUGACCAAUGGAGCAGAUAUUGAUGAGUGCAAGGUUAUUCACGAUGUCUGCCGGAAUGGAGAGUGCAUCAAUGAGAGAGGAUCAUAUCGCUGCAUAUGUAAACCUGGCUAUACUCCAGAUAUAACGGGCACCCUUUGCAUCGAUCUGAAUGAAUGUAACCAGUCCCCUAAGCCUUGCAAUUUCAUCUGCAAGAACACAGAAGGGAGUUACCAGUGUUCAUGUCCAAAAGGGUACAUCUUACAAGAGGAUGGGAGAAGCUGUAAAGAUCUCGAUGAAUGUGCAACAAAACAGCAUAACUGCCAGUUCCUGUGUGUCAACACCAUAGGGGGCUUCACUUGUAAGUGUCCUCCUGGUUUCACUCAGCAUCAUACAGCGUGUAUUGAUAAUAAUGAAUGUGCCUCUGAAAUCAAUCUGUGUGGGGCGAGGGGUAUUUGCCAGAACACACCAGGAAGCUUCACGUGUGAAUGUCAGCGUGGCUUCUCCCUUGACCAGACUGGACUCAGCUGUGAAGAUGUUGAUGAAUGUGAUGGAAACCACCGGUGCCAGCAUGGUUGCCAGAAUAUAAUUGGAGGAUACAGGUGUAGCUGUCCACACGGAUAUCUCCAGCAUUACCAGUGGAACCAAUGUGUUGAUGAAAAUGAAUGCCUCAGUGCACACGUUUGUGGAGGAGCAUCUUGUCACAAUACUUUGGGAAGCUAUAAAUGUAUGUGCCCUACCGGAUUUCAGUAUGAACAAUUUAGUGGAGGCUGCCAAGAUGUCAAUGAAUGCAGUUCUGCGCAAGCCCCAUGCAGUUAUGGUUGUUCAAAUACUGAUGGUGGCUAUGUCUGUGGAUGCCCACCUGGUUACUUCAGGAUAGGACAAGGACACUGUGUUUCUGGAGUGGGACUGGGUAAAGGUCAUGGUCAUGGUCAAGAAUUGCCCAUCAGCGAUGAAGUAGAUGACAACUCUCUCUCCCCCGAGGCGUGCUAUGAAUGUAAAAUCAACGGUUAUCCCAAGAGAGGAAGGAAGCGCAGAAGCACUAAUGAAACCAUUGCAAAUGAAGCAGAGGAUCAACCUGAGAUGGAACCAGAAGUCAGUCUUGCCAGUUGGGAUAGUGAAAAAACAGCCGUCUUUUCCUUCAACAUCUCUGGGCUUAAUAACAAAGAUCGCAUCCUGGAACUUCUUCCCGCUCUCUCAACACUGACAAAUCACAACCGAUAUUUAAUUGACUCUGGAAACGAAGAUGGUUUCUUUAGAAUCAAUCAGAAGGAAGGGAUAAGCUACCUUCAUUUCACAAAGAAGAAGCCAAUACCUGGAACCUACUCAUUACAAAUCAGUAGUAUUCCUCUCUAUAAAAAGAAGGAACUUAACCAGCUUGAAGACAAACAUGACAAAGACUACCUCAGUGGUGAGCUGGGAGAUAACCUGAAAAUGAAAAUUCAGAUUUUGCUUCAUUAAUUCAUCAACCAAAGACCAAAUAAUUAAAACCAAAGAUAGAUAGGUAGGACUGAAUGUUCCUCCCAAUCAGAUUCUCCAUAUCAUAGGUACAAUCUUUCAUGAGUACAUUUGUAUGAAUGAGCACUAUUAUAUUAUUACAUAAGCAAGGUACAGGAUGAAUACCCUAGCUCAAAACAACCACUUUCUCAGGCUUCUUAAAGUGUAGCUGAGCUACCUUGAUAUGUUGAAUCUUGAAAACUGGGACUUUUAUCAUUGGAGGUUGGCCACUGAUGCUGAGACACAUCAUUUCAGCAGAGGUACAAGAACGUGCUUUCAACUGAUGGACUUCUCUAUUUUUGUAAUUCUUAAACUUUGCUUCUCCAACUACAACUUACUAGGUCAGCCAUUUAUGAUAUCCAUUUGGUGCUCAUAAAUUUUCAAUCUAGAUUUAUAAAUGCACUGUAAUAUUUACACAACUUAGAAGCCAAAAUUGCAAUUAUUCAGUCUACAUACUUCAAUCAACCAAAGUUAGCUCAGUAGUUUAUCUCAGUUAUGCCUAUAAUACAGUACAUGUAAAUUAAGUGUGUGUAUACUGUAAUCAUGCUAUUUUUAUCAAUGAAGCAUUUGUAAACUAGAUUAAUAAUACCCUUAAUGUGAGGGUUUGUAAUGGUGCUUAUAAAGACCAACUACUUGUUAACUGUAUACACAAACCUGAUGAUGAAAUUUCUGUGACUUACCAAAAUGCACUGAGGUCAGUAGGGACCAUUAAACAUUCUCAGAAGUCAGAUGAUAAUCAGUGCCAUCCUACACCAUGACAUUAUGUAAUACAUGUCAAGAGUACCCAUAAUCAUUCAUAUCAACAAGGGUUCAACGUCACAAUAAAACAGUGGGUUUUUUUAGUUUA
Messenger RNA from Chelonia mydas (Green sea turtle), 10028 nucleotides. It is a transcript of the gene FBN1, whose product is annotated as fibrillin 1. The transcript has 66 exons. The coding region runs from base 533 to 9145 and encodes 2870 amino acids. Gene Ontology annotation, molecular function: calcium ion binding. The record is from RefSeq and is a predicted model, not a curated record. NCBI's taxonomy places the organism in Eukaryota, Metazoa, Chordata, Testudines, Cheloniidae.